This is a messenger RNA of Myotis davidii, 1897 nucleotides long. RefSeq names its product alsin-like. The record is from RefSeq and is a predicted model, not a curated record. Lineage: Eukaryota; Metazoa; Chordata; Mammalia; Chiroptera; Vespertilionidae. The transcript is spliced from 7 exons. The annotation marks the transcript as partial.
UUACUCCUUAGGUUUUUAUUUCCCGAGCUUCCAGAAGAGGGCAGCACCAUUCCUCUCUCCGCUCCUCUGCCCACAGAAAGGAAAUCCUUCUGCACUGGGAAGUCAGAUUCCAGAUCCGAAUCCCCAGAGCCGGGUUACGUGGUAACCAGUUCUGGGCUGCUGCUUCCCGUGCUCCUGCCUCGGCUCUACCCACCACUGUUCAUGCUCUAUGCCCUGGAGAACGACCGUGAGGAGGAUGUUUACUGGGAGUGUGUUCUGCGGCUGAACAAGCAGCCAGAUAUUGCUCUGCUGGGCUUCCUUGGGGUGCAGAGGAAAUUUUGGCCAGUGACCUUGUCAAUCCUUGGAGAGACUAAAAAGGUUUUGCCAACCACAAAAGAUGCUUGUUUUGCCUCAGCCGUGGAAUGUCUACAGCAGAUCAGCACAACGUUUACCCCAUCAGACAAACUGAAAGUCAUCCAGCAGACUUUCGAGGAGAUCUCUCAGGGCGUGCUGGCGUCUCUGCAGGAGGACUUCUUGUGGUCCAUGGACGACCUGUUUCCUGUUUUCUUAUAUGUGGUGCUACGGGCCAGGAUUAGGAAUUUAGGCUCUGAGGUGCAUCUCAUUGAGGAUCUAAUGGACCCAUAUCUUCAGCAUGGGGAACAGGGCAUAAUGUUCACCACCUUGAAGGCAUGUUACUACCAGAUCCAGCGUGAGAAGCUUAACUAGGUUGCGUAACAGCUAACAACUGGAUUAUCUCUACAGAGUGUUAUAGCACCAUCUGGCACCUUCCUGUAGUGGCAAAAAAGAAUGGUCUUGAAGUUAGGAUGUUGUGUUGUUUUGGUUAUUUCUGAGCCUUAUAAUGAUCAGAGCUCUGAGCCCAGAGGAAGAGACUGUACAGUUUAAAGGGAAGAUCGAAAAGGAGGUAGAAUUCAGGUUGGACCAGUCCCAUCUACUACUGUUUGAAGAAAGAGGACACCCCUUCCUUCGGCGAAGGGUACGCUGCUCCACACUAUCAGGAAGGUUCUCACGUUCAGGACGUCGAUGGACAUUUUUGAGUUUCUGGUUUGCCUGCAGUCACCCCAGACCCUUUUGCAAGGAGCAGAUUGUUCUCGAAACAACGGUUACCACACUCUGCCUUCCUGGGUUCCUUGCAGUCCUGGGUGCAUCCUGCUGCUUUGCUGAGACGGGGGCAAGAGGAACUUUUAAACUGCAGUUUUAACUUUUUCUAAGCUUUUCCACCAGAGUAUUCAUCAGAGGAGAGAGGUUCAAUAUAAUGACCAACAAGUUCCAACCCCAAACAAGGAUUGUGUCCAAAUAGGAGUAUUCUGCCUCCUGAGUAAAAGAACAUAGGAAUCUUGUCCUCGGUUUCCUUACAGUGAGUGCUACAGGGUGAAUACGCUGGACUCCAACCCUGACUCUGAGCUGCUGCGGAUCCGCCCCUGUCCAAAGGCGGUGCCUGAGGCCUGGGAAUGAGGCGAAGACUUUUGCAUGCAGGCUGCAGUGGAGCAAAGACUAGGAGACAGGGAAGCGGAGCCCUGCAUCUGCCCCUGACCUAGUGUGCUUCCCUGUGCCUCAAAGGGAAGAAAAAGGAAACGCGCUCGGCUUUUCCCAUCUCACAAGUAUUGUGACACCUCAACAUCGUAGUGUUUUGCUUUUUUAUGUUGUAAGUGGUGGGUUUGUACUGUACAAGUAACACUAGUAGCUGUUUGGAUAACAUAGGUGCUCUUCCUCAUCUCAUCUGCACACGUGGGGAGCGUACGGAGUGUCCUGAUUUAUGUGAAACAUCAGCAGAUGCUAACAAACAGGAUCAUGGUUUUUGCUCUACUUUAUAAUCAAGACGAGUGUUUAUUAAAAUACUGUUUUGGAAUGUUGGCUGUAAUGUAACAGCAAUUUUCAUAAUAAAAGACAUUCAUCUUUA